Caenorhabditis bovis is the source of this 5250-nucleotide messenger RNA. Lineage: Eukaryota; Metazoa; Nematoda; Chromadorea; Rhabditida; Rhabditidae. The record is from the annotation of a GenBank genome assembly.
AUGUCGGACGGCUUGGACUUUGUUCGCUCCGGUGAGGAGCCGUAUAUGCAAUUCUCAAAUUUCAAACUUCGAAAUUAUUUUCCUCAUGAAAUUGAGAAGCUCAGUGUUCUGAAAGUUACGCAAACAAAAACAUUUGAUGAGGUUCGCAGAAUUGGACAUCCAAUUCCUGGCGGUUUGUAUGAUCCAAUUUUGGGUCCUGGAGAAACGAACGACAAGUGUAUGACAUGUAAUCAAUACGAAAGACAUUGUCCAGGUCAUUUGGGCCAUAUUGAGCUAGACGUUCCCGUUUUCAACCCACUCCUUUUCUCAUUCACUUAUAACCUUCUCAAGGGAACUUGCGUUCACUGUCAUCGAUUUACAUGUAAGGGUGAUGGAAUUGAUGCCAAGCUUCUAUUAGUUCAACUUCGGUGCCUUGAACUUGGCGCUGAGCAGGUUGCCCUCGAUGUUUCGGCAGUUCUGAAGGACAAUAUGGGAGGAAUGGACUUUUUAAACGAAGAUGAUGAUGAAAAAGCUGCCGAACAAAUCGAUUUAUUAAUUGCAACUCUCGCUGGAAGAUCGUUAGAUGAUCUGAAAAACCAUAAAUAUGUUCCAUCAAAGAACGCCGUUCAAUUCAAAAAUGAAAUUAUUAGAAAUUUUACGAAAAAUUUUCUGUUCAAACGUUUGAAAAAGUGUCCUCUCUGUAAAAAUAGGAACGGAGAUGUAAGAAAUGAUGGAUAUAGAUGUAUUCUUUUGGAUUUUACAACUUCCCUAAAGAAAUCGAAAAAAUUAAUUAUCUCGGAUGAAUAUGGUGUAGAGGAAGAAGAGAGUUCUGAUGACGAGGAGAAGAAAAACGUCAAUGACACCAAAAACGUCUCAACCACAGCCGAUGUAGAAAUUGGCGAAGGAAGUCUUGAAAUGCAAAUGAAGAACGUGAGAAGCGGUCAUUGCGAUAAACUCGCGUGGCGUGCCGCAGAAGUUCGUGAGCAUUUUCGCAUUUUGUACAAGAAUGAAGGCCAAUUGCUGCUCAAACUCUUUCCAAUGCUUAUUGAUGAAAUGGCUUCCAAGUCGCAAGUUUGCCCACUUGAUGGAUUAUUCUGCGAAAGAAUUUUGGUGCCGCCGAAAAAGUUCCGACCGAUUCGCAUGUUUAAGGGCGCGCAAUAUGAAGACCCUCAAACUUUGAACUUGAGGAAAGUUCUCGAAGCCACUGAAACUAUUAAAGCGAUUGCCCUGAUUAUGAAAGGCGAUAAAAGUUCAACGCUCAAAGAGUUGGUGGCGAAUCGCGUUCACGGAAAAACGAUCAACGCACAAAUGCACGAAGCGUAUCUACAGCUGCAACUGAGGGUUAAUGCAAUUUUCGACGAAGAUUUGAAUAAAGGAGAACGCGAUCAUAUUGCGGGUAUUAAGCAAAUUCUUGAGAAGAAGCAAGGACUUUUCCGAAUGCACAUGAUGGGAAAGCGUGUCAAUUUUGCGUGCAGAUCUGUUAUCACACCCGAUCCUUAUUUGGACAUCGACGAAAUCGGAAUUCCGGACAUUUUCGCGAAACGACUUACGUUCACUGAGCCAGUCAACAUUCACAAUUUGAAGGAGUUGAAAAAACUUGUUCGAAAUGGUCCAAACGUUUUGCCGGGCGCGAAUUUCUUGAUAGAGCCCAACGGAAAAAAGCAUAUUUUCGGAAAUUUUCCGGAAGAAGUGAAACGAAGAAUGACUAUGGCGAGAACAUUGCAGCCAGGAAGUGUUGAAAGCUUGCGAUCGACGACAAAAAUUUUGAGACACAUGAAAAAUGGUGAUAUGAUUAUGAUGAAUCGUCAGCCAUCUCUUCACAAGCCUUCGAUUAUGGGUCAUAGGGCGCGAAUUUUAACUGGUCAACGAGCGCUUCGAAUGAACUACGCUCCAUGCAAGGCAUACAAUGCUGAUUUUGAUGGUGACGAGAUGAACGGACAUUUGGUGCAGUCUCAUAUUGCUCAGACUGAAGUUAGAGAAAUUGCGAACGUUGGAAGCAAUUUCCUCGUUCCCAAAGAUGCUACGCCUCUUCUUGGUCUCAUUCAGGAUCACGUUGUGUCGGGAGUUUUGCUUACUUUGAGAGACCGUUUUUUGAACAGGGAAGAUUUCAUGCAUUUAGUUUUGGCUUCAUUUGCCGAAUAUUCGAAGCGCAUCGAUAUUCCGCCGCCGACUAUUAUUUAUCCGAAGAAAUUGUGGACUGGCAAGCAAGUAAUCACCACAAUUCUAAAAACUUGUAUUCCUGAUGGGAAGCCGUUAAUUAAUUUGGAUGGAAAAGCGAAAACUCCAUUGUCUUGCUGGUCCGUUGACGAUCUUCCACCGCCGCCGUUCGAUAUGAGUGAAUCUCACGUCAUUUUCCGACAAGGAGAGCUUCUCGUUGGUGUUCUUGACAAAGCGCAUUUCGGCGCAACUCAGUUUGGAUUAGCUCAUUGCGUUUUCGAGCUUUAUGGACAUCGUUGUGGUGUUCAAUUGCUCUCAUGUUUUUCAAGAUUAUUCACGACAUAUCUUCAGUAUCAUGGAUUCACCCUUGGUGUUGCUGAUAUUUUAGUUGUAAAAAAAGGAGAUGAUAAACGGAAAGCGGCCGUAAUGGAAUCGAGGACAAUUGGAGAUCAAGUUGUUAAAACUGCGUUCGGUCUUUCUGAAAAUGCGACGAAAGCCGAAAUCAAACGAACAUUGGCGGCAACUUAUUGUAAUCCGCGUGGGCAAGGAACUGAUGUGAAAAUGCUCGAUUUUGCGAUGAAGCAAGGAAUCGCCAAAUUCAAUGAUACAAUUACUAAGUCUUGUGUGCCGGGUGGUCUUCUUCGCAAAUUCCCACAAAACGCUCUUCAAUUGAUGAUUCAAUCCGGAGCGAAAGGAUCGGCGGUGAACGCUAUUCAGAUUUCUGGUUGCCUUGGUCAAAUCGAACUUGAAGGAAAGCGUAUGGCUGUCACGAUUGCUGGACGCACGCUUCCCUCGUUCAAGGCUUUUGAUCCAUCGCCAAGAGCUGGAGGAUAUAUUGAUCAGCGAUUCUUGACUGGAAUGAAUCCGCAAGAAUUGUUCUUCCACACAAUGGCUGGAAGAGAAGGACUUAUCGAUACUGCGGUUAAAACCUCUCGUUCUGGUUAUCUUCAAAGAUGUAUUAUCAAGCAUCUCGAAGGAAUUCGGGUGCAUUAUGAUUCUACAGUUCGUGACCACGAUGGAUCUGUUAUCCAGUUCCGCUAUGGUGAGGAUGGCAUGGAUGUUACAAAGUCAACAUUCAUUAAUAAAAAAGUGAUGCCGUUCAUUGAGUCAAAUCUGGAAGCGAUUACAAUGGCGUCGAAGCCUUCAGAUGUCUCAGACAUUGAUUAUGGUGUGAAGAAAGCAGAGAAAAGAUACAAGAAAGUGUGCUCGUGGAGGAAGAAAGAAAAAAUUAGGAAUCCGAAUCGGAAUUCGAAGAAAUCAUUCUUGUCCGCCUUCACUAAUUUUGCGUCACACAUGGAAGGAACCGAUAAAAAGAUGAUUAUUUCUUCAUGGUUUGAGUUAAGUCUUGAAGAGCGCAAAGAAUAUGCUGAAGGUGUACCCAAGAAAUGCCCAUCGGCCGUCAACGAGGUCUUCAAUUCGAAUUGCACACUUGGAGCUUUGCCCGAAAAAAUGCUCGAUGACAUUGAGGAGUAUUGCACAAAUGUGAAAGACGGAGAGGAGCCGAAGGAUGAUUUGAAGAGAACGUUAUUCUGGAAAGGAAUGCGCUCACUUGCGGAACCCGGAGAAAAUGUUGGCCUCCUGGCAGCGCAGUCGAUCGGAGAGCCCUCGACUCAGAUGACGCUCAACACGUUCCAUUUCGCUGGUAGAGGAGAAAUGAAUGUUACUCUUGGUAUUCCUCGGCUUCGUGAAAUUCUGAUGACGGCUUCGAAGAAUAUCGCCACUCCAAGUGCCCAGAUAGCCGUUAUAGAAGGAACACCGAGAGAGAAGAUUGACGCCAUCAAGCGCGAAUUGGAUCGCGUUUACUUGAAGCAAGUUCUCAAGAAUUUCUCCAUCGAAGAGAGGGUGCUUUUAAACGAAUGCCAAAGUGCUCGCCGAUAUUUGUUGAGAAUCGAAAUUCUUGCUGCCAAUAAGCGAGAAACGGGAGCGCGACACCUGAAAAGAUCUACUAUUAUGGAAGCGAUUGAAAAACGCUUUAUCACACGCGUUGCCAAUUCGAUAAAAAGAAAAUUCGCCGAAAUCACGGAAUAUCAGCAAAUGUCGCAUAGAAAAAUGCGACAAGGCAACAUGUCAGCUGGAAUUACCGGAGAAUCGACUGCCAAAACAUCUGGAUUACAAGGACCAGAUCAUGGUGAGUCUUCCGAUGAAGAAGCUUACGGAGGUCGUGAAGCUGAUGCAGCGGAGAAGAGGCUUCACCAACGACAUAGGGAUGAAGCGGCAGAAUAUGAAGGAGAAGAAGAUGAACUAUAUGAUUUGAGAGACACAACGAAUGAGUAUGAUUUGGUGGAUGAGGAUACUAAUAUCAAAGAGACUGAUGACGAGGACGAUGAUGAUGAUGUCGACAUCGAAAAGAAAAGAGCUCAAAAAGAGUUUGCAGUGAAGAAUAUGAACAGAAUUCAGCUCGUCCAAAAGAUGGCAGACAACAUUUGUAGCUACAACUAUGACGCGAAAUCGGAGAAAUGGUGCGAGGUUGUGUUUGAGCUACCACUCAAAAACAAAUCGAAAAUGGAUGUUGCAACGAUUGUUGAACAAGAAGUGGACGAAUUUAUCAUACACCAAACUCCAGGAGUAGAACGCUGCGUUGAGCGUGAAGAAGUCAAGGAUGGAAAGACCGUGAUUUACCUCCAAACUCAAGGAGUCAAUCUUGAUGCUCUAUUCAAGCAUUCUGACGUCCUCGAUGUCAAUUCAUUGUACUCGAAUGAUUUGAAUUUGAUUCUUAACAAAUAUGGGGUUGAAGCAUGCGCCAAAGCCAUUGUCACGGAAAUGAACAAUGUGUUCGCCGUUUAUGGAAUCGAAGUGUCGAAGCGGCAUUUGUCACUCACAGCCGACUAUAUGACUUUCACUGGAAAGAUUGAACCAUUUAAUAGAGGCGCAAUGUCAUCAAGCUCAUCACUACUCCAAAAGAUGACAUUCGAAACGACGAUGGCCUUCCUUCGCGAUGCACUCCUGCAAGGUGAAGAGGAUUCGGUGACGUCGCCGUCGUCGCGGCUUGUUCUCGGAGCAUUGCAGCGUGGUGGAACUGGUGCUUUUGAUCUACUGCUAGACCAAAACAUGAUUUCGGAAAAUGAAGAAUAUGAAAGAAAUCGGAUGAGCAGCAAAAAAUUGAAAAGUUGUUAG